AUGACCUCAGUGGAGCGCAAGAAGCUGCAGACACAGGCAGACAGUCCCGGAGAUGGCACAGGUGGACAGCUCCACAGUCCAUCACAUGACGAGACCCUGGUCCCUCCCCUCCCACCACAGCCGGAGAAGCCCGCAGCGGGCGCGGGCCGCCAGGGGGCGCUGUCGGGGCGCACGGCCCACCUGGCGCCCGGGCGGCGAGCGAGCGCGGCCAGGCGGCCGGGAACUUUUCUCCUCGCGCUCUCGCCGCCUUCUCCCCCCGCGCGCCGCCCGCCGCCCGCUCUUCCUGCGCGGAGGGGACCGCAUUUCCCCGCGGCCCUGCGACGCCAGCAGGCCCGGAGGUGCGCGGCCAGGGCCUGGUCCCUGCGCCCCGGGCGCCGCCCCCGCCCGCGGCUGCGCUCGGAAGCCGAGGCGCGGAGCGAGGCGCGGCCGGGCGAGAGCGCGCCGAGCAGGCCGCCCAGUCCGCCGCCCGAGCGCCGGCGCGAGGAGGGGGCGCCGCGGCCCACCCUCCUUCCUGCCUGGCCGCGGGCCGGCCGGGCCGCCGCGCCCCGACCCCUAUGGCCGCCCGGGCCUCCGGGCCGCGAAGUCGCAGCGCCAGACCCCGGCCCCCCGAGUGAGCGCGCGCCGAGAUCUCAUCCGGCCGCCGCGUUCUGGAAGAGACGAGGGGACUGCGCGCGCGAGCAGAGGAGGAGAGGCGGCGCGGGGAAGGGAGGCGGCGAGACGCGCAGCGCCCGCGCCCGGGAGACCCAGGAGGAGCCCGCAGGUGAGAGCCGGACCUGGCCACAAUGGACCCUGGGCUUUGGCUGGACAGACACAGGGAUGAAUGAACCAGUAAUGAAUGAAUGA
Molecule: messenger RNA, 843 nt
Organism: Rangifer tarandus platyrhynchus (Svalbard reindeer)
Lineage: Eukaryota; Metazoa; Chordata; Mammalia; Artiodactyla; Cervidae
Source: the annotation of a GenBank genome assembly